AUGAAAAUCUAUCAGAGACGCCAACAGAAGCAUGAGUCAUUCCACGAGUUCUACUUCGAAAUGGAGAAGCUGUUUCGAACGAUGAGUUGCCAGAUUCCAAAUGUUGAGAAAAUGCAAAUCAUUCAACAGAACAUGCGGAUUGAUUAUAAGCGGCAGAUGACUUUUCUUCCUAUCGCUGAUCUGGAGACCCUAGUAGCAGCAGGACAAAAGCUCGAUGCUUUGAAUUUCUCCGCCUACAACAAGGUUUUCGGUGUGGAUCGAACCGUUCAAGCGGUUAACCACAAAGAAGCUAGCGGGAAAAAUAAGCAAAAGGGUCUUUUGAGCUUUACAGCUUUGCAGGAAUCAGAUCAGAUAGCGAGUGUAAGUCCAUCUACGCAAUACAACUCCAAUAGGAACAACCGUCCAUCAAAUCCCUCUCAAAAUUCCGUUACGAAACCCAACACUGCAAAUAAUCAGUCAACUCAGCGUGUAAAUACUCCGAUUCGGAGCCCUUCUAAGGAACCCACGCCAAGUCCUCGUGCAGGACCAUCAGGUACUCAAUCGCGACCAACACUUACACUAGAAGAAGUGGUAAACAACCAUGCGCCGCCUCCGAAUAAUACCUGCUACAACUGCGUCGUCAGCAAUCAAACUCCUCCACCCUUUUGGGAGUCUGCUCCAAGCAAUCUCUAUGUCAAUGAUGCCGAUGUUUGUCAAAUUACCUACCCUUUUGAAAACGAUAAUCGUCCUUAUAUGGCAGUUCGAAUCUACGGCUUUCCUAUACGUGCAUUGCUAGAUAGUGGAAGCAAUUACACUAUUAUUAGCGAGGCGAUCUUCUCCAAAUUAAACUCUAAACGGUUACAUAAAACACCGGGCAACAUUUUCCUCAGAUCUGCCAGUGGAGAUCCAUUACAAGUUAUUGGUCAAGCCCAGCUUCCGUUUUCAGUGGACGGCAAAAUAAGGAUUGUUCCUACGUUAGUAGUCGCUAAUCUUACCAUUGAUUGUAUUUGUGGUAUGGACUUCUGGAGAAAAUUCAACGUCCAGCCCAAAAUGCUCUCUAAUGUGACAAAAGCGACCAUCUCCACCGUGGAGGAAUCUUUAAAUGAGUCCGUUCUGUCCGACGAUCAAACUAGGGUAAUCGAGCAAGUGAAGAAAGAGUUUCUUCCGGCUAGGGAGGGUAGUCUCACCUUAACUCCUCUCGCCCAACAUCGAAUUGUCCUAAAGGAAGAAUGGAGAAAACAUCCGCCUGUCCGACAAUUCCCCUAUUGUAUGUCCCCAAAAACGCAAGAGUUGGUAGCCGUUGAACUAAAAAGACUAUUGGACAUCGGAAUCAUCGAAAGGAGCCAAUCGGAUUGGUCUCUCAACUGUGUUCCAGUGAUUAAACCCGGCAAAGUCCCCCUUGACCUAGAAUCCAGGAAAUAUACCGCGUUCAGUGUGCAGGGCAAAGGGUUGUUCCAGUACACCAGAAUGCCUUUUGGUCUCAUCAACAGUCCGGCCACACUGGCUAGACUGAUGGACACCGUUCUUAGCCAUGGUGUACUGGAACCGUACGUUUUUGUGUACCUCGAAGACAUCGUCGUGGUCACAGAAACCCAAGCAAACCUUACCGAAAAUCUGGAGAAGUCCAGCUUUGAAGUCUCUGAGGUCCCAUUCCUAGGAUACCUGUUGAGCACAAAUGGUCUGCGGACAAACCCAGACAAACUACGUCCAAUAGUUGAGUACGAACGACCAACAACCAUUACGAAGCUCCGACGGUUCCUAGGAAUGGUGAACUACUACCGGAGAUUCAUAGCGGACUUCAGUGGAGUGACUGCACCAUUGAGUGACCUCCUUAAAACAAAAUCUAAGGUGAUUCGCUGGAACGACUCUUGCGAAGAAGCUUUCUGCAAAAUAAAAGAGCUUCUGAUUUCCUCUCCUAUUCUUGGCAGCCCAGAUUUCACAAAGGAAUUUGUAAUCCAGACCGACGCUAGUGACGUCGCAGUGGCUGGAGUCUUGACGCAGGAGCAGAAAGGAGGCGAAAGAGUCAUUGCAUAUUAUUCUCACAAACUUACCACUCCACAGAAAAACUACCACGCUGCCGAAAAGGAAGCGUUGGCAGCAAUUCUAGCCAUCGACGCCUUCCGAGGCUAUAUUGAAGGCUACCAUUUUACGUUGAUCACGGAUUCAUCUGCGCUGACUCACAUCUUAAAAACCAAGUGGAAGGUUGGAUCCAGAUGUAGCAGAUGGUCACUAGACCUGCAACAGUUCGACAUGACCGUGAUUCAUCGAAAAGGCAGAGAAAACGUUGUCGCUGAUGCUCUGUCGAGAAGCCUAGUUGCCACGCUGGAUUCAACCGAUUCCUCUUGGUAUUCGUCUAUGAUGGACAAGGUGAUGAGUCAGCCAGAUGAUUACGUGGACUUCAAGGUGGAAAACGGUCUCCUCUUUAAAUUUGUCUCCGCUCAAGAUCAUCCAUACGAUUCUCGCUUUGAGUGGAAAAUCAUUCCACAAACAACAGAGAUCCCCGGAAUUUUAAAAGCCUCCCAUGAUUCUUGUCUUCAUCCGGGCUACGAAAAGACCCUGGCACGAAUCCGUCAGCGAGAUAUGCAGGACCUGUGA
Molecule: messenger RNA, 2574 nt
Organism: Armigeres subalbatus
Lineage: Eukaryota; Metazoa; Arthropoda; Insecta; Diptera; Culicidae
Exons: 5
Coding region: 1-2574 (857 amino acids)
Biological process (GO): proteolysis
Molecular function (GO): aspartic-type endopeptidase activity
Source: RefSeq, a predicted model, not a curated record